CUCCAGUUCUCAACUGAGCUAUCCAAAGACCUUUUUAUAUUCCAGCGUGGGCCUUCUUGUCUUUCAGUCUCAGAAUCUGCACGCUAAUGUUUGCUCUUCAUUGUCUCUAUUUUCUAUUCAGACAAAUCCCGUCAGAAUCCACCCCGCCCCUAAGCCCUCCCAGGGUCACCACGGACUGUCACUCCCACGCCCCGAGAUUCCCGUCUUGACCCUCACCCCCCGCCUCACGUCCCUGAGUCCCGGCUACUUUGUGUCCUCCACGCUGCGCCCCACUCGUCUUUGUCCUGUUUGUCUUGCUGGUGGAGGAAGACCGCCAAAUCCUUCCUCCCAGUGUUGUGAACUUGGAAGUGCAGCGAAGAACUGUGCCUCACUCCCUGCGACCCUGGGCAAAUCGCGCAGGCUGUCUGGGACUCUCUUCUCCUAUAUUACCGGGUGUGGAAGUGCUUUGUAAACUGCAGGCCCCCACAAGCAACACAGGCGCUCUUUUGUUGGUGCCCUAGAACAUUCUUAUCAGGGCAACCUUUCUGGUUCUGCCGCCUCGUUGCUCAAUCCCGUCCCUCGAGCUCUUGAUGUCUUCAUCUAAGACCAGGUUGUUGCUUCACUUCCUCCAGAGACCAAAGAUCAGACAGUCACCCGGGCCAUAGCCUCCAGAGAGCUUUGUCAGAAAGGAGGCCCAAGAGGGGUGCUUGUCUUGGACUCUGGCCUGAAAUAGCCGGUGAUGAAAAAGUCCACAGGGCUGGCAGAGAGACAGAGCUGCUCGCUAGAAGCAGGACUCCAGCAGGACAGCGCUGCAAUGAAAGGCCCGUCCUUUGCCUUUGGGCUCUUCUGGGCCUCUUUAGUGGACUUUGCCCGCAAGUUCAGGACACCCAGGCUGUAGUCCAGCUGAUGAGAUGGGGAGCAGCCAGUCCAUGUGCUUUCCACCCAUCUCGGGACCCCACCAUGUUGGCUGCACAGAUGUGAUGGAGGGUCAGAGUCUUGAGGGUAGCCUCUUCCGACUCUUCUACCCCUGCCAAGCAUCAGAGACGUGUGAGCAGCCCCUGUGGAUUCCCCGCUAUGAGUACUGCUUGGGCCUGGCUGACUACCUGCAGUAUAACAAGCGAUGGGUGGGGUCGCUCUUCAACCUGGGGUUGGGAUCUUGUCGCUUGCCUGUUAGCUGGAAUGGCCCCUUUAAGACAAAGGAAUCUGGAUACCCCUUGAUCAUCUUGUCCCAUGGCCUGGGAGGCUUCAGGGCGGUGUACUCAGCCUUCAGCAUGGAGCUGGCCUCGCGUGGCUUUGUGGUGGCUGUGGUGGAGCACAGGGACCAGUCAGCUUCGACCACCUACUUCUGCAAGCAGACCCCACAAGAGAGCCAGCCCACUGAAUCCCUGGAGGAGGAAUGGAUCCCUUUCCGUCGAAUCAAGGAAGGGGAGAAGGAAUUCCACGUUAGGAAUCCCCAGGUGCAUCAGCGAGUGAGAGAGUGUAUGAGGGUGCUGCGGAUCCUGCAGGAUGCCUCGGCUGGGAAGACUGUCCUCAAUGUCUUCCCCGGUGGAUUGGACCUGAUGACCUUGAAGGACGGCAUCGACAGGAGCCGGGUGGCUGUGAUGGGACAUUCGUUUGGAGGAGCUACAGCUGUUCUUGCCCUGGCCCAGGAAGUCCAGUUUCGGUGUGCUGUGGCCCUGGAUGCUUGGAUGUUCCCUCUGGAACAUGACUUUUACCCCAAGGCCCGGGGUCCUGUGUUCUUCAUCAAUGCUGAGAAAUUCCAGACAGUGGAAAGCAUCAACCUGAUGAAGAAGAUAUGUGCCCAGCAUGAGCAGUCCAGGAUUGUGACUGUCCUCGGAGCUGUUCAUCGGAGUCAAACUGACUUUGCUUUCGUGACUGGCAACCUGAUUGCUAAAUUCUUUUCCAAUCACUCCCGUGGGACCUUGGACCCUUAUGAAGGUCAGGAGAUUAUGGUGCAGGCCAUAUUGGCGUUCCUGCAGAAGCACCUUGACCUGAAGGAGCACUACGAUCAAUGGAGCAGCUUCGUCGAGGGCAUCGGGCCGGCGCUCAUCCGAGGGGCCCCACACCAUCUGUCCAGUCUGUAGGCACAACCGGCCAUGUGUAGGUCGCUUGAGCUACGUGUCCACAUAGGAGCUGCCCAGGGAUACUUGUAACCUAGUGGCGGGAUCCUUUUUCUCAGAUUGAGGGUAUAUAAUCAGAGUGCUGAUUGGGCAGCUGGGCCCUUUGCUCUUGGAAUCGUUGAUCUUAAACACACCUCAGAGCAGAAUCGGAUCACUGGCUGAUUGGGAAGCUGAAUUGGUUUUAAUCUUUUUUUUUUUUUUUUUUUUUUU
This is a messenger RNA of Peromyscus californicus insignis, 2309 nucleotides long. It is a transcript of the gene Pafah2, whose product is annotated as platelet activating factor acetylhydrolase 2. The transcript has 11 exons. Bases 891 to 2063 code for a protein of 390 amino acids. NCBI's taxonomy places the organism in Eukaryota, Metazoa, Chordata, Mammalia, Rodentia, Cricetidae. Gene Ontology annotation, molecular function: 1-alkyl-2-acetylglycerophosphocholine esterase activity. The record is from RefSeq and is a predicted model, not a curated record.